UUCAGUAUGGAUGAUCCAUUAGAAGAACAGUUUACUUCGGCCUAUACAUUUCUUAAUAAUCAUCCCGAAAUUAAUUUAUCUAAUGAGAUUAAACUUAAACUUUAUGGUUAUUAUAAAGUUGUAACAACAGGUAAAGUUGAUACAGCAAAACCAUCUUUAUGGGAAAUUAGAGCAAGAGCUAAAUGGGAUGCAUGGAAAGAAAUUGAAAAUACUCCAACUGAAGAAGCCAUGCAAAUGUAUGUUGAAAUUGUUGAAAAAGCAAAUGUUGGUUGGAAUAGAGAUCAAUUGGAUGAUAUUGCUAUUGAAGAUGAAACUAAAGAAAAGAAUAAAGAGAAUACACAACAAGAAAGAAUGAAAUAUGUUUCUACAAUGUCUUAUGAAGAAGAAGAGGAUGAUGAUGAUGAAAAUGAUAUUUUUUCAUGUACAAAGAAAGGUGACACUGCAGCAGUGAAUAAAAUUUUGGAUUCAGGUGAAAUAGAUGUAAAUGCAAAAGAUGAUCAAGGAUUAACGCUUUUACAUUGGGCAAGUGAUCGUGGUUAUUUGGAAAUUGUAAAAUUAUUGAUUGAAAAAGGAGCAGAUGUAAAUAUAUUGUCUGACGAAGAAAAAGAAACACCUCUACAUUAUAGUUGUAUUUCAGAACAUUUAGAUUGUGCAAGAUAUUUAUAUCAUCAUGGAGCUAAUUCACUUAUUAAGAAUUCUGAAGAUUUAAUUGCAUUUGAUUAUUGUGAUGCUCAAUUUAAAGAGGAAGUUAUCAAAGAAUAAAUAUUCUUUUAAUAUUGCAUGUUCUAUUUGACCAGCUUGAUAAGUAUGUUGUAUCAUGAAUAUAUGUCUAUGGUUUCAUCAAUGUUUUUGACAUGGCAA
Rhizophagus irregularis DAOM 181602=DAOM 197198 is the source of this 861-nucleotide messenger RNA. RefSeq lists its product as uncharacterized. The record is from RefSeq and is a predicted model, not a curated record. Gene Ontology annotation, molecular function: fatty-acyl-CoA binding; protein binding. Lineage: Eukaryota; Fungi; Glomeromycota; Glomeromycetes; Glomerales; Glomeraceae.